This is a messenger RNA of Closterium sp. NIES-67, 281 nucleotides long. NCBI's taxonomy places the organism in Eukaryota, Viridiplantae, Streptophyta, Zygnematophyceae, Desmidiales, Closteriaceae. The record is from the annotation of a GenBank genome assembly.
AAUGUGAUGGGAAAUCGAUGGGUUCUCGCCACCAAGUAUAUCGCUGACGAUACGGUAGAGAGAGAGAGAGAGAGAGAGAGAGAGAGAGAGAGAGAGAGAGAGAGAGAGAGAGAGAGAGAGAGAGAGAGAGAGAGAGAGAGAGAGAGAGAGAGAGAGAGAGAGAGAGAAAGGAUGUCUCCUCAUACAAGGGUUUACACAUCUGCCCAAUCUCGACUACGACUUGACAUAUGCUCCAGUCGGCAACUACCCGAAGUACUAUGAUGACAGCAGUGGCAGAGUUU